AAACGUUCAAUAUUGAUCGCGCGACGGAACACAAUAUUCAAAAUAAUUUAAAAGCAUGCAAAUUUUCUUAAAAUUGUGUUAUUUGUUUAUCUUUAUACAAAAAUUAGUUUUGAAAUAAGUAAUUUUAAAGAUCCGGGGAAUUAUUAACAAUGGUUGCUAGAAUUUUUAUGUUCAAAACCUUUCUUUGAUUUUUUUUAUUCUAUAUUUCUAUGGUACUUUUAUUCAGUUUUCUUUCGACAUUUUGUAAAAAUAAUAAGAGAAACUAUCUUUUAACAUAUUUGUUUCAUAAACUCGAUUUUUUUCGAAUAAAUACUGACGUGAUACUUAUUGAACGUGUAGCAUUUUCUCGCGAUCUAUCAAUCAUCAAUAAGAAUAUAUGUAUAUAUAAUUAAUUUGGAGAUUAGCAUAAGGUUGAUGUCGCAAUGUGUGUUAGAGUAGGCAUCAUUGUAUUGCUGCCAGCAGUUGACGGAUAUCAUCGCAAAGGCAAUAAGAAGGAAAGAAGAAAUUACUAAAGAGACACAAACGAAUGUAGUGUGCUAGUGAUUUUUUUCACGAACAUCUGAAAACCUUUCUCAAAAUCUUCUUAAAUUAUUUAUAUUUAUUUAAUAAAGAACUUUAGCAAUAUGCAGUUUUGGAGCAGUAGAAAAUGUCGCUUCUUAGCAAUAUUUAUGGUAAUUUACGUAUUUUAUAAUCCUACCGAUUCUGGAGCAGUGGAUAUGAAUAGUGAAAAUAUUGAUAUGACUUUAGCUUCCAAUGAAUUGGUUUUUCUCAACUUCUACGCCGAGUGGUGUCGAUUUAGUAAUCUCCUCGCGCCAAUAUUCAAUGAAGCUGCCGAUAAGGUCAAAGAGGCUUUUCCUGAAGCAGGCAAAGUAGUACUCGGAAGAGUUGAUUGCGAUCGCGAAACUUCGAUUGCAUCUCGUUUCCAUAUAACCAAAUACCCAACACUUAAGGUGAUACGCAAUGGACAGCUGAGCAAGCGUGAAUAUCGUGGGCAACGCUCUGCGGAGGCGUUUUUGGAAUUUGUACGCAAACAGCUUGAGGAUCCCAUCAAGGAGUUCAAGUCAUUGAAAGAUUUGGAAAAUCUUGAUUCACGGAAACGAAUAAUUAUCGGUUAUUUCGAUCGUCGCGAUCAGCCGGAGUAUGAUACUUUCCGUAAGGCUGCUACAAAUUUGAAGGAGGAUUGUCAAUUCCAUGUCGGUUUUGGUGAUGCAGCCCAGGCUAUGCAUCCACCCGGCAACCCGAUUAUUGUGUUCCGUCCCGAUGUUGCGCUCUCACAUGAAAACGACGAAACCUAUACCGGCAGCUUGAAAAACUUUGAUGAGCUGAAGAUUUGGGUGCAAGAAAAAUGUGUGCCAUUGGUGCGUGAAAUUACAUUCGAAAACGCAGAAGAGUUGACCGAAGAGGGCUUGCCAUUUUUGAUACUCUUCCACAAACCCGACGAUACCGAAGCAAUUAAAGACUACAAGGCAAUUAUCGAAACACAAUUAUUGGAUGAAAAACAGAAUAUCAAUUUCCUUACCGCCGAUGGCCAACGGUUUGCACAUCCCCUACAUCAUUUGGGCAAAUCGGAGGAUGACUUGCCAUUGAUUGCCAUCGAUUCAUUCCGUCACAUGUACAUGUUCCCAAAGUUCGAAGAUAUGUAUCAGCCUGGUAAACUAAAGCAGUUUUUGCAAGAUUUAUAUAGUGGCAAAUUGCACAGAGAGUUCCAUUAUGGUCCUGAUCCAUCUGGCAAUGAAGUGCAAACCGAGGUUGUAAUGAAAAUUGGCAAAGGCACUUCACCGCCCGAAUCGAGUUUUAAGAAGUUGGGGCCAUCGAAAAACCGUUAUACAUUACUGCAUAAGGAUGAGCUGUAAAGCAUGUUAUUAGGCUAUAGGCUAAAUCCUACACACUCAGAUACACACAUACACAAGCAUACACGUUCUGCUGGCACAUACACAAGCAGUUACAUACCGAUGACAGUGCUGAAGUUUAAUACCAAUCAAACCAAUUUAAAUCAAACAAUCAAUCUCGUAUACAACAACAAUUAGAAAUAUGUAUGAAAUUUUUAAUAAUAAUGUUGCUGUUUUGUUGCUUUUUACUCGUAUUAAUUAUACUUUAGAAAGAUGUUUUAUUUUUAUUUUACAAACAAAACAAAAAAAUAGCAAUCUAUUUUAUUUAAUUCUUCAUUAAUGAAAAAAUACAUAAAAAUGCAAUUGUGAUUAUAUAUACUUUUUUGUAUUAAUUUUAAUAUAAAAAAAGAUAAACUAAGCUACUGGAAAAUAAGCGCUUGAUUUAUUUUCAUUGUAUGUAUGUAUGUAUUUGCUAUGAAAUUACUUUCCUUAUUAUAUUACGAAUUGUCAAUUUGAAGAUUAACUUUAUUGUAAUCGGAGAUUGUAAAAAUAAUCAAAGGUUCUAUGAAUAAGUUUUUGUUUAAUUAGACAAUUAAUUGUGUGUGUUUGUUAGAAAUUGAAACACUGGUAUGGCGCGCAGUAAACUUUGGAUAUAAUAUUGCAUUUUUGUUCAAAGUAUAAAAAUUAAUAUAAAGCUAUCAAUAAAUGAAUGAAAUGAUAAUCGAAAACCAA
This is a messenger RNA of Bactrocera oleae (olive fruit fly), 2561 nucleotides long. It is a transcript of the gene ERp44, whose product is annotated as Endoplasmic reticulum protein 44. Gene Ontology annotation, biological process: protein folding. Lineage: Eukaryota; Metazoa; Arthropoda; Insecta; Diptera; Tephritidae. The record is from RefSeq and is a predicted model, not a curated record. Gene Ontology annotation, cellular component: endoplasmic reticulum membrane; endoplasmic reticulum-Golgi intermediate compartment. Gene Ontology annotation, molecular function: protein disulfide isomerase activity.